AUGGGUACCAUACCUCAACCAGCGCCCGAACUUUACUUUUCACAGUUCGAGGUCGGCUCACAGGUUUUCUACCGCACGCCCCUCUGCUUCGCGCUCGUCAACAUCAAGCCCAUCCUGCCCGGUCACGUGCUCGUGGUGCCGAUGCGCAGCGUGGCGCGGCUGACGGAUCUCAGGCAGGACGAGGUGACGGAUCUGUUCACGACGGUGCAGAAGGUGCAGCGGAUGCUGGCGCGGCGGUAUUUCAAGGGGGCGGACGGCGGGCCAGGCAGCGUCGAGGACGGCAGCUUCAAUAUCGCCAUCCAGGACGGGAGGGAGUCCGGGCAGACGGUGCCGCACGUGCAUUGUCAUAUCAUCCCGCGGACGAAGGAGUCGGCGGCUGAGGGCGACGGCUUGUAUGAUCGCUUGCAGAGCGAAGAGGGGAAUGUCGGCGGUGGGCUUUGGGAUACACAGCAUAAGAUUGGGGAGGCUCGUCCUGAGCCGAUUGGGAAGUUCCCGAGGAUUGAGGAUUCGCAGAGGAAGCCUAGGUCGGCGGAGGAUAUGGCGGAGGAAGCACAGCUCUAUAGUAAACAGAUGGAGGAGUUGUUGGACUGA
Messenger RNA from Amorphotheca resinae ATCC 22711, 591 nucleotides. RefSeq lists its product as hypothetical. Gene Ontology annotation, molecular function: catalytic activity. NCBI's taxonomy places the organism in Eukaryota, Fungi, Ascomycota, Leotiomycetes, Helotiales, Amorphothecaceae. The transcript is spliced from 2 exons. The record is from RefSeq and is a predicted model, not a curated record. Bases 1 to 591 code for a protein of 196 amino acids.